Messenger RNA from Mucor velutinosus, 315 nucleotides. It is a transcript of the gene UTP4, whose product is annotated as U3 small nucleolar RNA-associated protein. Gene Ontology annotation, cellular component: U5 snRNP; spliceosomal complex; U4/U6 x U5 tri-snRNP complex. The transcript is spliced from 4 exons. The coding region runs from base 1 to 315 and encodes 104 amino acids. Gene Ontology annotation, biological process: mRNA splicing, via spliceosome. Lineage: Eukaryota; Fungi; Mucoromycota; Mucoromycetes; Mucorales; Mucoraceae. The record is from RefSeq and is a predicted model, not a curated record.
AUGCAAAUGGAUGAAGUGCUGUAUAGCAUUGCUGAAAAGGUCAAGAACUUUGCGUGUAUAUAUCUGGUUGACAUCACAGAGGUUCCAGAUUUCAACAAGAUGUAUGAAUUAUACGAUCCAUGCACCACCAUGUUUUUUUUCCGUAACAAACACAUCAUGGUUGAUUUGGGUACUGGUAACAACAACAAGAUCAACUGGGCAUUAGACGAUAAACAAGAGAUGAUUGAUCUCGUAGAGACAGUGUACCGUGGUGCGAGAAAAGGAAGAGGUUUAGUUGUAUCACUCAAAGAUUAUUCGACAAAGUAUCAAUAUUAA